Messenger RNA from Zootermopsis nevadensis, 1961 nucleotides. Lineage: Eukaryota; Metazoa; Arthropoda; Insecta; Blattodea; Termopsidae. The record is from RefSeq and is a predicted model, not a curated record.
CCCCCCCCCCCCACACCUCGGUCCUUCGCGGACGUGAACACACCUGAGGACAACCGGGAAAUUUGGACGCUGUACGCUCAUCAGUUCAACUGCUGACACGGCGAGAAACAGACGCAAGUGAAAAUGAAGACGCCAGACGUUCUUUUGGUUUGUGGAGUUGUAAUUCUGUCUGCGAUUAUUUCAGCUACAGGUGAUAAACCGUCCAGGGUGGUGUGUUACUUCAGCAAUUGGGCCAUCACACGUCCGGGUGUUGGAAGCUACAGGAUAGACGAUGUUCCAGCAGACCUCUGCACUCAUCUGAUCUACUCUUUCAUCGGAGCGAGCAACGUUACGUGGGAGGUGUUGGUUAUUGACCCAGAGAUUGACUUGCAGCUGACUGGUUUUGCUAACUUCACGGCUUUGAAGAAGAGGAUUCCUGGACUCAAGACGGAGGUAGCGUUGGGAGGAUGGGCAGAGGGAGGAAGGAAGUAUUCCGGGCUAGUAUCCGUCAAAGAAAGGCGUGACUCUUUCAUCGCUAGUGUAGUAGAUUUCAUGAACCAAUACGGAUUCGACGGAUUUGAUCUGGACUGGGAAUACCCUGGAGCUGCGGACCGGGGUGGCAGUUACUCCGAUAAAAACAAUCUCUUCUUCUUCGUCGAGGAGUUAAGGACGGCUUUCGAAAAAGUCGGCAAAGGCUGGGAGAUAACCAUGGCCGUACCACUUGCCAAAUUCAGACUCCAAGACGGCUACCAUGUUCCUGACCUCUGCGAACUGGUGGACGCUAUCCAUGUUAUGUCGUACGAUUUAAGAGGAAACUGGGCCGGAUUUGCUGACGUGCACAGCCCUUUGUAUAAGAGACCGACUGACCAGUGGGCAUAUGAGGCUCUGAACGUAAACGACGGACUCCAGUUGUGGGUGAAUUCGGGAUGCCCACCGGAUAAGCUUGUGGUGGGAGUCCCGUUCUAUGGACGUACCUUCACGCUUAGCCAAGGAAGUAACAACUACAAUAUUGGCACGUACAUUAACAAGGAAGCUGGUGGCGGUGACCCUGGUCCUUACACUCAAGCACAAGGAUUCCUGGCUUAUUACGAGAUCUGUAAAUAUCUCCAAGAUGAUCCUGAAUGGGUAAAGAAUUACGAUGACAUUGGGAAGUGCCCUUACGCUUACAAAGGAACCCAGUGGGUUGGUUACGAGGACGCAGCCAGCGUCCAGAUAAAGAUGGACUUCAUAAAGGAGCGAGGGUACCUUGGUGCUAUGACCUGGGCUAUUGACAUGGAUGAUUUCCAAGGCCUCUGUGGGCCCAAAAAUCCGCUUAUUACCGUUAUGCACAACGGCAUGAAAGACUACAUUGUCCCAACACCUCACGUUUCUACAACAGCUCGGCCUGAGUGGGAUAGGCCACCCAGUACCACACCAUCUGGUGGUUCAGCUACCACACCAAAAGCCGCUGCUGCUACUACUACUACUACUACUACUACUACUACUACUACUACUACUACUACUACUACUACUACUACUACUACCACACCAAAGGGCACUACUGCCUCCACCAUCACACCAGAACUCACUACUGCAUCAACCAAUACACAGACUACGACACAAGCUCCAAGUACACAAGGACCUGUCCCUGGAGACGAACCCGAUUGCUCUAAUGCAGAUUAUCUACCGGCUGUUCAGUGCGAUAAGUUUUAUCAAUGCUCCUUUGGUAAAGCAAUUCAACUGUCGUGCCAAGGUGGAACUGUCUGGAACCAAGUACUCAAGGUCUGCGAUUGGCCUGAACACUCUUCUCGAGCUGAGUGCCAAAAUGCCGGAAACGAAUUGUAAAUCGAAACACGGAUGAGAAUUUCCCACACGUAACAAUUGCUCAAAACAAUGUAAAUAAACCAAAACAUUAAACAUUUCAGGUAUACCAAAAUAAUAAACAUAUAGAUUAGAAUGCUUGUAUACAUAUCUGCUUCAUUAAACUGUUAUUAGCAAGUAUA